Messenger RNA from Gaeumannomyces tritici R3-111a-1, 534 nucleotides. RefSeq lists its product as hypothetical. Lineage: Eukaryota; Fungi; Ascomycota; Sordariomycetes; Magnaporthales; Magnaporthaceae. The coding region runs from base 1 to 534 and encodes 177 amino acids. The record is from RefSeq and is a predicted model, not a curated record. The transcript is spliced from 3 exons.
AUGCAAACCAACAACAUCAUCGCUUACCUGUCCCUGCUGGGCACCGCCUCGGCGGUAACCAUGAGCCGAUACGCCCCCUCGACCCAGGUCGAGGCUGCCUUUGGCCCAUACCUGGAACAGCUCUAUGCCUCCACCGAGAUCUCCACCUCCAACGACGGCUUCGUCAACUUCUUCACGCCGUCGGGCCAGCUCAUCGUGCGCGGCAACGUCGCGACGGGCGCCCAGGCCAUCGCCAAGCUCAAGGAGCAGCUCCUGCCGCCCGGCGGCACCAAGCACUGGAACCACGUGCCCAACGCCACGACCAUCUACUCGGACACGGCGGACCGCAAGACGUACCAGGUCCUCGGGGCCAUCGAGACGCGCUACGACGGCGGGAACUGCUCGCAGGCCUAUUACUCUACCCGCUUCACAGUCACCAAGGAUGCUGGUGGCAACGCCCAGCUGACCCCCCAUGCGGGCAACCUGGUGGCCUACGACGACUUCAUCGUCGAGCCUUCCAAAACACCCACCGACAUCCCUUGCGGGACGCAGUAG